Molecule: messenger RNA, 1851 nt
Organism: Phaedon cochleariae (mustard beetle)
Lineage: Eukaryota; Metazoa; Arthropoda; Insecta; Coleoptera; Chrysomelidae
Source: the annotation of a GenBank genome assembly
UAUUUGCUGAAUCAUACUUUUCUUAUAGUGCUCGAUGGCUCCAAGGAUACAUCCUCGACCGAAUCGAUAAAGCAAUUACUACCAUGGACGAAGAAGAAGUUGAAAAGCGCCUGUACCAAGAAAAUACUGUACAGGAGGAUACCUAUACUCGACUGGUUGCCGAGAUACAAUGCUUCGUGUGUUGUUGGUGAUUUUAUUGCUGGCAUUACUGUAGGACUCACAUUGAUUCCACAGGGGUUAGCGUUUCACAGCAUCGUCGGCCUACCACCAGAGUACGGUCUGUACAGCUCUUUCAUAGGCUCCUUCAUCUACAUUGUCUUCGGUAGCUGCAAAGACGUUCCCUUCGGCCCUUCUGCCACCAACGCCUUCUUGACGGCCCAGGCUGUCGCAGGAAGAGGUCCAGAACAUGUGAUUUUAUUAUCGUUCCUAUCAGGAAUAGUGCAAUUACUGAUGGGGUUCUUCGGGUUAGGAUUCAUCAUCGAUUUUGUUUCUGGACCUGUAUCAUCAGGGUUCACAUCAGCAGUAUCUUUAAUAAUCGUUACCUCUCAAAUGAAGGAUAUUCUGGGAAUCACAGCUUCUGGAGACACAUUCAUAACUGCAUGGAAGAGCAUAAUUUCGGAAAUACACAAUACGAAUUUAUGGGAUGCUGUCAUGGGAUUUUCGUGUAUUUUCUUACUGUUAGUCAUGAGGGUUAUCGGUUCGACAAAGCUCAAGGUCGAAGAUGAAGUGAAGCCAAAACUCUAUCAAACGAUUUUCAACAAAAUCACAUGGUUCAUCGGAACAGGCCGUAACGCUAUCUUGGUACUAAUAUGUGGCUACAUAGGUUUCAUUUACUGCUCGAUAGGCGAACCACCAUUCAGAGUCAUCGGAAAUGUUCCUGAGGGAUUGCCUGCGUUCAGGAUACCUUCCUUUGGGUUCCAAAAAGUUCAAAAUGGCACAAUGGAAUCCUUUUCGUUCUUCGAGAUGGUGUCCAAUUUAGGAAGUGGGAUCAUCAUUGUACCACUAGUGGGUCUUAUGGAAGAUAUAGCAGUUUGCAAGGCUUUUGCAAAUGGUAAAACAGUCGACGCAACUCAAGAACUUAUCGCGAUGGGCCUAUGUAACAUAGGUAACUCAUUUGUGCAAGGAUAUCCGGGAACGGGGGCCUUGGCAAGAGGUGCUGUGAACAAUGCAAGUGGUGUGCGAACCCCCUUAGGAGGGUUAUAUACCGGCAUUCUCGUAAUUACAUCUCUUUUAUUCUUCACUCCAUAUUUUUAUUACAUCCCGAGUGCGGUGUUGGGAGCUGUUAUCAUUGCUGCUGUUGUCUUCAUGGUUGAAUUCAAAGUGGUCAAACCUAUGUGGAAAUCAAAAAAAAGCUGUUUUGUUGUGUUCUGCGCGACGUUUAUUGCUUGCCUUAUACUGAGGUUGGAGAUCGGAAUCCUAGUAGGCGUUGGUAUCAAUAUUCUAUUCAUACUCUACCAUGCUGCAAGACCAAAACUGAGUUUCGAAAAUUUGAAAACUCCAGAUGGUGUAGAAUACCUUAUGCUGACACCCGAUCGCUGUUUGAUCUUUCCCUCAGUCGACUAUGUCAGGAAUCUUGUCCUAAAAUACAGCAAACGACAAGGAAUACCGGUUGUGAUUGAUUGUACGCACAUUUAUGGAGCUGAUUACUCGGCAGCUAGAGUGAUAGAUAUGUUAACAAAUGAUUUCACUUCCAGAAAUCAACCCUUGUUCUUUGUCAACCUCAAACCGUCGGUAUAUUCGGUCUUCGAAGGACUUUCACCUAAAGGUUUCGUGGUGUUCUACAAUAUCAAAGAGUUGGAAGAAUAUUUGAAAAAUGUCCCAAAUAAUAGGAAGAACAAAGAAAUCAUUUAA